Molecule: messenger RNA, 2024 nt
Organism: Fusarium redolens
Lineage: Eukaryota; Fungi; Ascomycota; Sordariomycetes; Hypocreales; Nectriaceae
Product: DHS-like NAD/FAD-binding domain-containing protein
Exons: 5
Coding region: 66-2024 (652 amino acids)
Molecular function (GO): NAD+ binding
Source: RefSeq, a predicted model, not a curated record
AUAAGCACUACACUCACUGACCGAUAUUUGAGUGCCAUCGUGAAAAUUGAUUCAAGUUUGCGUAAAUGGCUUCUUCCGCACCGAAAGUCGCGCCACCGGAGCGCCGCGACCCUCUUAGCGUUGUUGACAAGCAGGCCGAUGAGAUCGUAGCACUUAUCAAGAAGAGCAAGCACUUCAUUGUUUUCACGGGUGCAGGCGUCUCGACUUCAGCCGGCAUUCCCGACUUCCGCGGACCAGAAGGUGCUUGGACACUGAGAGCUCAAGGAAGAUCCCGCACGGGAAAGGCAACCAGCACGCUUCAAGCCAUCCCGACACCGACGCAUAUGGCCCUGGUAGAACUCCAGAGCCAAGGGGUUCUGAAGUAUCUUGUCAGUCAGAACUGCGACGGUUUGCAUCGAAGGAGUGGCAUUUUACGAGUAAGAGCCCGACUAUACGCUCUUGGUCGAUCUGACUGGUCACCGCAGGAUCGAAUUUCGGAACUUCACGGUAACAGUAAUCGAGAAUGCUGCAAAGACUGUGGCAAAGAGUACAUAAGAGACUUCCGUGCUGUCGCGAGCUACGAAAAGUCAGUACAUGAUCAUCGAACAGGCCGCAAGUGCACGUCAUGCGGAGGAAUUCUCCUCGACACUAUCAUCAACUUUGGGGAAUACUUGCCAGAAGAACCACUCAGGCUUGCUCGAAGUCAUGCUAAGAAGGCUGAUCUUUGCAUUGCGCUCGGAUCAUCCCUCAGCGUUCCUCCAGCGAGUGGAAUCCCCGAGACAUGCGGAAAGAGUCGAAAUAGCAAGCUUAUCAUCUGUAAUCUGCAAGAGACUUUCAUGGAAGGCCUUGCAGAUAUGCAUGUUUGGGCCGAAUCAGAUGUUUUGAUGACAAGAGUGAUGGAUAGGCUUGGAUACCCCAUUCCAAGCUUCAUAUUGAAGCGCAGACUUGUCAUCAAGAUGGAGCGAGAUGCACACGAACGUCAAGUGAUUAUACUGACAGGUGUCGAUACCGAUGGCACGCCAGUUACGUACCUCCAAUCUGUCAAGCUUGAGGAUAGCAGACGAGUAGUAAGGUCUGAGCCCUUUUCAUUCGUCUUCCGAGAAGGUCUGAGUACUGGAGCCGAUGUCAAGUUCGCACUUGAGUUCAUGGGACAUUACAACGAACCUAAUGUCAUAAUUGACUUCAGUGUUCCUGAGGAAGAGGGCGCAGAGACGGUGUAUGAUCUUUCAUAUGACCCGGCAACACUCACUAUGAUUGCCUCUAAACUCUUUGUUACUCUGGGCAUAUCCUUGUGCGCCAGUGCUUUCAGUCUCUACGAAGCUGGAACUGAUAAGCAUGUAACAAAAGCCUGCGACAGGGCCGUGGCAGCGGAUGUCAAUUGCGACCAAGAAGCCUACAGCUUUAUCAAGGGAGGUUGGUACGGCUCGCUUGAGAGUGAAUCCUUGACUGAUGCAGUUUGCACCGAUACUUGCUCUCAAUCACUCCAAGACUGGGUCACCAAUGUUUCCGAGGACUGUGAGGAUAAAAACAAGGCCCGAUACGGUCUUCGUAUCUGGACAGGCUCGAAUGCGACUUGUAUGAUAGACACCAAGACAGGACGAUACUGCAAUGAUAUCAUCCAAGAUUUCACUGAUGUUGGAGACGACGGGGAACUCCCGCACGAUGAGCUUUGCCACCCUUGUUAUGUGAAGCGUCUCGAGAUGUAUAAACCCUCGCCGUACGCCCUCAACACCAAAUGGCACGAAGAGCAACUUGAGCUCGUGCACAAGAAGUGCAGUGGCUCGACCCCGACAGAGACUGCCACGCUUGUGUCAGAGAAGAGUGAACUAUCCGAGACGGCGACUACGGCAGAGGUCUCGAAAGCUUCUCAAAAGGCCAACAGCGAGGAAGAGUCUGUGUUGUCCACUGGGACCCCGGAGCAGACUACAUCAUCUGAACCGACUGUGUCAUCCACGCCCAAUGCAGCUGCCAAGGCUGAACGGGGAGAGCUGUUCGGGUCUCGGGCUCUGAUGCUUCUUUUGUCGAUGAACCUCUUCUUUGUGUAA